AUGCCUUCCCAUUUACCUUUCCUGCCCCACCCACCCUUCUCUCUGCUCCUUCUUCGCCUGUUGCAAACCUCCAUCCUCCCGCCAGGCACGGAGGGCAUUCACAAUGUGUGCCGCCGCUUCCCCCACCUCAGCGUCCCUCCCCAUGAGGGCAUUCACAAUGUGUGCCGCCGCUUCCGCCACCUCAAGGUCCAUACUCAUCUCUGUUCUUUCUCCUGCCUUCCCUGCACCCACCCAUCCUUCCCUCCCCCAGCCCCCGGAGGGCAUUCACAAUGUGUGCCACCGCUUCCGCCACCUCAAGGUCCAUACUCAUCUUUGUUCUUUCUCCUGCCUUCCCUGCACCCACCCAUCCUUCCCUCCCCCAGCCCCCGGAGGGCAUUCACAAUGUGUGCCGCCGCUUCCGCCACCUCAAGGUCCAUACUCAUCUUUGUUCUUUCUCCUGCCUUCCCUGCACCCACCCAUCCUUCCCUCCCCCAGCCCCCUGAGGGCAUUCACAAUGGUUUUGAGACGUCUCAAAAACAACCUCGCUGCACGUUGCCGCCGCUUCCCCCACCUCAAGAUAGUGACAUCGGAGAUCGAUUCGGGGCCCCGGAGGGCAUUUACAACGUGUGCCGCCGCUUCCCCCACCUCAAGAUCGUGACAUCAGAAAUCGACUCCGGGAUUAACGAGGUGUACAGAGUGGUGCCAGGAAUGGGGGAGUUUGGGGACCGGUACUUUGGUACAGAGGAGGGGGAUGCUGGGAGGGAUGAUGAGAGGGAUGGUGAUGGGAUGGGGGAGUUCGGAGACAGGGAUGGGGGAGUUCGGAGACAGGGAUGGGGGAGUUCGGAGACAGGGAUAGGGGAGUUCGGAGACAGGGAUGGGGGAGUUCGGAGACAGGGAUGGGGGAGUUCGGAGACAGGGAUGGGGGAGUUCGGAGACGGGGAUGGGGGAUUUCGGAGACAGGGAUGGGGGAGUUCGGAGACAGGGGGGAGUUCGGAGACACGGAUGGGGGAGUUCGGAGACAGGGAUGGGGGAGUUCGGAGACAGGGAUGGGGGAGUUCGGAGACAGGGAUGGGGGAGUUCGGAGAGAGGGAUGGGGGAGUUCGGAGACAGGGAUGGGGGAGUUCGGAGACGGGGAUGGGGGAGUUCGAAGACAGGGAUGGGGGAGUUCGGAGACAGGGGGGAGUUCGGAGACAGGGAUGGGGGAGUUCGGAGAUAGGGAUGGGGGAGUUCAGAGACAGGGAUAGGGGAGUUCGGAGACAGGGAUGGGGGAGUUCGGAGACAGGAAUGGGGGAGUUCGGAGACAGGGAUGGGGGAGUUCGGAGACAGAAAUGGGGGAGUUCGGAGACAGGAAUGGGGGAGUUCGGAGACAGGUACUUUGGCACAGAGGAGGGGGAUGAUGGGAGGGUUGAUGAUGGGGAUGGGGAUGGGGAUGGGAUGGUGAUGGUGACGGUGAUGGUGAUGGCGAUGGUGAUGGCAGGCAAUGCUUUUGAGCUUGGUCGCGUGGGCGCCUGGGUCUCUAACUGCACGACGGACAUCGGAGCGACUCGCGGCAAGUUCCUGCUCGCCGUCUUUAAGGACGAGUCGUCGGGCACGCCCGUCUACAACCUCUAUUUCGACGCGGAUCUUGACGAGUACAGCGGAACCGCGCCCGACACGAUCAACAUCGUGCAAGGCGCGGCGUGUGACUCCACCGCCACCGCCGCCCUCACUCUGCCGUCCACCGGCUGGACCACACAGACGCGCGGCGGGCGCGGCGGCUCGCACACGGAGCUGCGCGUGACGGGCACCGUGGAAGGCGCCGACGCGACGGUCGUCGAGGCGCUUCUCGCGGGCGUGCCGAACGCGACGGUGACGCAGAACGUGUUCACCAAGGUGAUCAACGGCGCGAAGCAGGGCUUCCAGAACGCCUUCGGCGGACGCCGCCGCGGGCGCGAGCUCGCGGGGAACAGCGCGGGGAAGCUGACGCAGCAGUUCCUGAAGCGCCAGCGCCAGCGCCUCGCGUGGAUGGGCGCGAAGACCAAGGCGCUGUUCGCGACGUUCAUCGGGACCACCGACACCACGACUGAUUCGCCGUACGCUGUCAUUUUUACCGACAGCACGACCGGCAACUCCUGGAGCGCCGCGCUCACUGGGAACUUCGGCAAGUGUGGCGGUCGUGGCCGGCGUGGUGGCAACGGGCCUGACGGUGACAGCGAUGGUCCUGGUGGCGCUGGUGGCCGUGGUGGCCGUGGUGGUGGCCGUGGUGGUGGCUAUUAG
This is a messenger RNA of Closterium sp. NIES-65, 2235 nucleotides long. Lineage: Eukaryota; Viridiplantae; Streptophyta; Zygnematophyceae; Desmidiales; Closteriaceae. The record is from the annotation of a GenBank genome assembly.